This is a messenger RNA of Brassica napus (rape), 5891 nucleotides long. RefSeq names its product bifunctional dihydrofolate reductase-thymidylate synthase 1-like. The transcript is spliced from 11 exons. Gene Ontology annotation, molecular function: thymidylate synthase activity; dihydrofolate reductase activity. NCBI's taxonomy places the organism in Eukaryota, Viridiplantae, Streptophyta, Magnoliopsida, Brassicales, Brassicaceae. The record is from RefSeq and is a predicted model, not a curated record. The coding region runs from base 470 to 1951 and encodes 493 amino acids. Gene Ontology annotation, cellular component: cytosol; mitochondrion. Gene Ontology annotation, biological process: dTMP biosynthetic process; one-carbon metabolic process; tetrahydrofolate biosynthetic process.
GCUAGUAAGGGAAGACUAGUACAUGCACCCACUAUUUUCUCAUUUUUCUAGUACUUUCGUAUUUUUCUAAGAUAAAGCUACAUAAUAGUUAGAUAAUUGUGAAAAACUUCUAUUGGUGCACCCAUUAAUUGUUUUUCUUUACCUCAUGCCCCCAUUAUAAUUGACUUCUAGCUUCGCCUUGUACCGUAUUUUUUGUAAUUAUAUAAUAUAGAUGUGAGAGUAGACAAGUUGUGGGUUUUACAUUUAAUCAAAUUGAUUAUUAGUUUAGAUUGGAAUUCUGUCUCCCAUGUUGUUAGGCUAAAAUUAGAUAUAUAUUUUUCCCUCCAUGAGCGUUUACUUUCAGAGUUUCUUUCCUCGAUUCCAAAUCCUUCUCGGAGUCGUGCACAGCUCGCUUAGAAAUUUUGAAGGAUCUUUGAUUCCGAAGACAUUCUCAUUUCAUUCUUGGUUACCUUAAUAAGUUUUUCAGCAGAUGGAAGCCCAAAAUGCCCAAAGGAGGAGUUAUCAGGUGGUUAUAGCAGCAACGAGAGACAUGGGUAUUGGUAUUGAUUUGAAACUUCCUUGGGAUUUACCCAAUGAAUUUCAGUUUUUCCAAGAUGUAACAAGUAGGACAUCUGAUCCUCGUAAGAGGAAUGCAACUAUCAUGGGAAGAAAGUCAUGGGAAGCUACUCCUCUCGAGUUUCGUCCCCUUCCUGAUCGCCUAAACGUUGUCCUCACAAGAUCCAACUGUCACAGUAUCCCCACUGAUGAUGAUAACGUAAUGGUGUGUGGUAGCAUGGAAUCGGCUCUUGAACUUUUAGCCAAACCGCCUUAUUCAUUUUCCAUCGAGAAGGUCUUUUUCAUAGGAGGCGGCGAGUUGUUAAGGCAUUAUAUGAAUGCACCAAGCUGUGAUGCUAUCCACCUAACAGAAGUUGAUAUAAGCGUGACAUGCGACACAUUUGCACCGAGGGUGGAUACUUGUCUAUACCAUCCAUGGUACUCAUCACUUCCAGUUGUGGAAAAUGGAAUUCGAUAUUGCUUUAACACUUAUGUUCGAAGAAAAGAUCUCAUUUUUGGAUCUGGUGCGGAGGCAGAGCAAUACUCGUUCUUGCCUAAGAUGGUUUUCGAGAGGCAUGAGGAGUUUGGUUACUUGAAUCUUGUUCAAAACAUUAUAUCUAAUGGGGACAUGAAUGACAAUAAUACUCUUCUGUCGAAAUUUGGCUGUCAGUUGCGGUUCAAUCUGCGCAAGACUUUCCCCCUUCUCACAACCAAGAAAGUGUUCUGGGUAGGCGUUGUAGAAGAAAUCUUACAACUCAUCAGUGGUUCAACCUAUCCCAAGGAAAAGGGUAUUAAUCAUAUAUGGGAGAGUGAUAAGGCUAAAGAAUAUCUUGACAGUUUCGGAGUGAAUGCCACAGAGGAAGAUGGAGACCAUCCACUCUUGACUGGACUCUACUGGAGUUACUCUGAUGCUAGCCAAGAAUUCAAUCAGAUCUCUGAUGUUAUAAACAAGAUUAAGAACAAUCCUCAUGAUCGAGGGAUAACACUUUCAGCUUGUAAGUUGUCCAUAUCUCCUUGCCAAACGUUCGCACAGUUCUAUGUGGCGAAUGGUGAACUUUCCUGUCAAAUCUACCAGAGCUCAACUGAAGCAAGUCUCGGGAUUCCUUUCAGUAUCGCAGCAUACUCUCUCUUGACAUGCAUCAUGGCUCAUGUUUGCGGUACACAUGUUGUUGCUGGUGAUUUCAUCCAUUUGAUUGGAGAUGCUCAUGUUAAUACAUCUCACACCAAGGCUAUACAAAGACAGCUUCAAAUCUCCCCAAAACCCUUCCCGACGUCGAGACUUAGCUUGCAGAGGAAAAAAGUAGUAGAAGCGAAAGAGAAACAAAGUCAAGGAAGAGAUGGGUACCCAGAACACUCAAACCGACAACCAGCCAACAGCUACACUUCCUACAACAUCUUGCAAAAAGCAUGUGAAUGAUGAUAAUGCCACUUUCCUUGCAAACCUCAAGGAUCGUUUCACUGAAUUGGUCAAUACCCCUAUGGAUGAACACAAGACUUGUUUCAAAAACACCAUGGACAAGGUUCUUUCUCAGUUUUCUAUAUCUCCUAAGGAUGAUGCACCUAAGAAGUUGACGAGGUGAAGGAAGUGGAGAGUCACUCGCCUCUUUAGGGCUUUAAUAAAUCAAGUUUCUUCUAUUUAUGUCUCUCGUUGAACUUCAGUAGUUCCGUUACAAAAAAAAACUUCAGUAGUUCCAAAUUUCCUUUGCAUAACUUCUUUUACUUUUCUUGCUUAAGCUUUGAGAAGGUUAAAAGUUUCCCUUGCAUAAACAAGUUCUUAUGAUGUGCAAAACUACUCUUCAAGUGUUUGGGUACUGUUAAUACUUAAUAUAUAUUCAUAGAAUUGUCUUCUUUAUUUUUCUUCUUGUUUCUUCAUUCCCAUUCUUAAUUCAUACAACUUGCUUACUCUUGCAACCCUUUUUAAUUUAGUUCCAACUCUUUCUGCUUUAUUCGUUCUAUAUAUUUGGGAUGUGGGAAGCAUGGUUAGAACUUGUUUCUGGACCAUGGUUAGAACCAAACGUUUCAAUGAAACUUUACUGCCAAACUUAAAUCCCCGUUGCAUUAUUUUGGAGUUGAGGUCAAUCUUGGUGUUCUUUGUUAAGAACCCUUGGAGUGGUAAAACAGGUUUCUAUAUUUAUUUACAUUGUUCAGCUGUUGUUUAUAUAUAUACAUUUCUACAACGAAGUUAUACCUGAUUGAUUGGCGUGAUUUCUCUUCUCUUCCCACCACGGAGGAAAUCACGCCAUCAAUCAGGUAUGAUUUGAACGGAGAGGAGAGAGAGACGAGAGCUUGUUUCUUCUCUCUUAACUCCUCUUUAAAAGUUGGUGAUGGCUCGAUUUGAUUGAUGAACCUGUUGAUUCUUUCAUCCAUUACUUAGAAGAGGAAGAGAAUGUUUUUAGUUAGUAGUACUUUUUUCCCUGAAUAAAUCUGUUGACAAUGUUUGCCGACCAAAAAAUCUGUUGACAAUGGGCUUUCCCUUUUUAAAUUUAAACAUUGCGGAAUUUGAUUCGGCUUUGUCUGAUUAAAAGUUUCGGUUGCGGAUUUUGAUUCGGCUUUGUCCGAUCUUUUUGUUGUGUGUUUAGCUCUUCUCCUUCUGAUAUCAUCUUCAGCCCAUCUGUUCUAAAGGAUUAGAAAAGCUCAACUCUUGAUUCAGAGGUGGACUCAAUCUUUGCAUAUGAGAAGUGAAGUAUCCAUAAAGAUCAAGAUUAGAGGGUCAGAAGGAUUGAUGUUCCUUUAAUUUUAUUAAGUACUUGUUUUCCCAGAAAAAAUCUGUUGACAAAUGGUUGCAGACCAAAAAAUGUGUUGACCAUGGGCUUUCCCUUUUUUAAAUUUAAACGUCGACUAUAGGCUUUAAACAAAUUUCUAUCUAGCCGAAUUAUAUAGUAAGUUGUUGGGUAAACCUAUGAAACAUACGAGUCAAACUCUUACAGUACGUCUCAGGAAGGGUUGAAGGGUACAUCUUCAUACAUAAUUCUUCAUACACCACGCACUCGAAUUGAACUCCAAAUUUUAUAUAUAUAUUCAUAUUCAGACCCACACACUCGAUUGAACUCCAAAUUUUAUCGGGUUUCUGACAUUAUUUUUUGAACUAAAUUAAAAACUAAAAGAACAAAACCCAAAUUCAAUUACUAUUUCCUUAACCAAAAACCAAAACUCACAACCGAAUCGGAACCAAACCAAAAAUAAAAAAAAAUACAAUCUACGAACCGAUAUUUAUAAAAUAUCAUCAAAUCAUAAAAUUUUAAUUAAAAAAAUAACUAUAAAUAUUCAAUAAAUAAUUUUGUGCAGCCCCGCAGAUCAGAAUCUAGUUUUAGGUUUAAAUUUUCGAGAAUAUUUUUAGAUUUUUCGGUCUUGUUUCCAGAGAUAUUCCGUUCUUGGUACAAUAUUAAUUUCGCUUUUCGAUCCACGUAAAACUCUUAUUACCACUAGUAUAGUUUUUUUUUUUGGUAAAAAUGUUAAGUUUUAUUACCAUUUUGUUUUUGACAGAACAACAAAGAGCAGAGGAUGCAAAAAAAUUAAAACUAAACAACAGCUCAAUCUUAAGCAAACACGAGGACAACAACUACAAGUAAAGCAACAAUGAACAGAGACUACAACCAACUUAGCAUAAGCACUUGCCACAAAAUUGGAGCCACAGUGAAACAGAGAACUGAACCUGGUAGAUUUGGCAGUACCCGGUGAUCAGUUCUUAAAGAUUGACUCCUCAAGAACAGCUCGUAAAAGACCUCUUUAGCUGCAGCCACCAUGGACAGAGAGCAGUACAUGAGCACACUCGCAUAGACAGUAGACGAGCUUUAUUUUGGAGAGAAGGACCACCAGAGACGCCACGAACACCACCGAACCUGCAAUGGAGAGCCAGAGCCAAGCUACCACUAAUAUAGUUUAUGAUGAUAAAGAACAUAAAAUAUAAUUAUUGUAUUCUAACAACAUGCAAACAAUGAUAAGAGAUGUGCACAUAUUAGCAAAUUUAGUAGUAAGAAAAAAAAGAUACGCACAUAUUCGUUUAUAUAUAGUAUGCCUUAGCAAAAGUUCGUAUAUAGGUACGGUACCGUAUAUUCUCUGCAGUACAAAAACGUGAAGUGUUUUUUUUUUUUUCCUAACUAAAACGUGAAGUGUUGGAUAUUUGAAUUUUGAAAAUCCUAAGUCUUAAUGAUUUGCUGGAUUUGAAGGCUGCGAUCAGAACAGCAGAUUUUUCGAGGUGAUUUACUCUUGUCUCGUGACCCAACAGUUAUUACCAAUCAUCAUCGACCAAUUUCUCACAUUUCGAAGAACCCUAAAUAGAGAUUGGUUGGUUGGUUCGUACAUUUCGAGAGUUGCUUCUUGUCCGGUUCGAACGUCCUUUCCAUUAUUGGAUUCUCCGUAAUAUUUUGAGAACAUUUUAUACUUCCAAUUUUGUUUCAAAAUAAAUAUCAGUUCCUAAGUAAAAUUUAUUAACUUUACAUGUUAUUCUAUCUUUUUAUUGGUUGAAAUAUGAUUAUGUAGAUAGUAGUAAUGUUUUAUUUAGAAUAUACUCUCUCUCCUUUUUAAAGAGUACCACUUUAGAUUUUUUUCUUGUUACAUAAAAUAUAUCAUUUUAUAUUUCCAAUGCAAUUUUUACUUUUUUCUACUGAAUAUUAAUUGUAAAAUAUAUUGUUCUAAUAAAUAAACUUAUUUAUCUCAAAUAUUAUUGGUCAAUUAGAUGUAAUUAAUUAGAACAUAAAUACAUUUCAAUCAUUCUUUUAAUAUGUGUGAAAAGUGUGUAAGUGACACUUAUAAUAAAACAUAGGAAAUAUGUAAAAUUAAAUAUAUUUUUAAUAUGUGUUCAUAAAACUAAAACGACAACUACAAUGAAACGAAUUGAAUAAUAAUGAUGGCAAUUAUAUUGAUCAACAUUUAAUUAAUUUAGACAAUUGGCUUUCUUUUACUAAAAACCCUAACUAGUAGUAGAUUCUAAAAGCAUCAACAACGGAGCUUCUUAAAGCUGCCCCUUCAAAAAAAAAUUAAAACCAUGCGGAUCCCACCAUUAUUCUUAGGACUGCCUUUUCUACCUUUUUCGUAAGAGGCGAGUUUGGGAGAAUUUUACCACUUUUUGCAGACCCCAUUGAUAUAUGCGAUCCGCGGUUGAUUUGUUUUUAAUUUUUUUUCUAAAUCAGACAAAAAAAAAUUUUAAAAAAAAACCCGACUCUUUUACUGUUAAUGAUGGUCUAAGAACAUCAGCAUUAAUUAGUUUCUCAAACUAAAUCUCUUAUAAAUAUUAUAUUAUUUUAUUUUUUAAAUAAUUUAUUAUAUAGUUGAAAUUUUUAAUCCGAAACAAAAAUGGGUGAUUGAGAGCAAUGCCAAGUGGCAUUGGCGUUUCUUACUAUUGUUUAGGGGUGGGCGUU